CUUUUCAAUAUGAACAGUUAUAGCAGAACAAUUGGGUUUACAAAAGUUUACAACAAAAUUAAAUGGCAAUGGAUAUUAAGAGUAAAUUUGCUGCAAUCAGAAUCCGGCAUAUUCAAGUAUUGUUUAUGUUCUUGUUGUUGACUAUUGGAGUAGGUAUGAGAGUACAAUUCUCGGUAGCCCUUGUAGCGAUGACUGAUGAAACGGCUUCAAAGAAUCCAAACAUUCCAGUUUAUGACUGGGAUAAUAAAAGUAUUUUAUUAUCGUCCUUCUUCUGGGGCUAUUCAGCUCUUCAGAUUAUAGCGGCUAUGCUGUCGAGAAUAUACGGAUCGAAAUCGUUUUUGAUCGGUGCCAUGGCAAUAAAUUCUAUGGCUUGCUGCUUGAUUCCACUGGCUGCUGAAUACCUGGGAGCAAACGGUGUUAUGAUAAGCAGAGCAGUGAUGGGGCUUUCGCAAGGAUUUUUUUACCCAUCAGUAUACAAUAUUUUAGCUCAUUGGAUACCUCCAUCGGAAAGGGCUCAAAUGGGAUCGUCUGCGCUUGCUGGCGGCUCAUUUGGCAUUAUCACUGGGAUGCCAAUUACUGGGUUCAUAUCAGCUUCUUGGGCAGGAUGGUCGUAUUCGUUCUACUUUUAUGGUACCUUAGGAUUUCUGUGGAUAAUUGGAUACUACUAUUUAGGAGCCAGUACACCAGCUACUCAUCCGAACAUCUCAAAAAUGGAGCAGGCUUUCAUAGAAAAUCAAAUGGAUAUGAAUGGAGCUGAACUGAAAGUACCUUGGAAAGCAAUUGUAACCAGCCCUGCUUUUUGGGCGAUAUUCGUUGCUUAUAUUGGACAAACUUGGGGUUUUCAAACCAUCCUUUCGGAGUUGCCCAUUUACAUGAAUAAAGUUAUGAAGUUCAAUAUGGAGACUAAUGGACUUUUGUCAGCUGCACCGUAUCUUACAAUGUGUUUGAUAAUAUUUUUAUCAGGAUACCUUGCUGAUUUUCUUAUAAAUAAAAACUAUUUGAUGGUAGAACAGGCAAGACGUAUUUUUUCUUUCUUCGCUAGUUUUGUACCAGCAACGGCUUUGGUAGUAUUAAGUUUUCUGCCUGAAGAUUAUAUAACACUAUGUGUGGUCAUGAUAAUUAUAGCUAUAGGACUACAAGGUGCAUCCUCAGCUGGAUUCGAGAUUAACCACAUUGAUUUAUCACCAAAUUUCGCUGGAGUCUUGAUGGCGAUUUGCAACAGCUGUGGGGAGGUUUUUUCUAAUUUAGGUCCUCUGACUGUCCAUUUUAUUGUCACUGAUGAAACAAACAAAGCACAAUGGAGAAUAAUUUUCCUUGCAGCUGCAACGUCCUAUAUCGUCAGUUGCGGAAUUUUUCUUACAUACAUGAGAGCUGAUAUUCAGCCUUGGAAUAAUGUUAAUAACAUCGUCAAAGAGAAUGAGAAUGAUAAAAAUGAGAGGUAUAUCGUAAACAAAAUUGUGUGAUAC
Molecule: messenger RNA, 1466 nt
Organism: Psylliodes chrysocephalus
Lineage: Eukaryota; Metazoa; Arthropoda; Insecta; Coleoptera; Chrysomelidae
Source: the annotation of a GenBank genome assembly